Nerophis lumbriciformis (worm pipefish) is the source of this 1164-nucleotide messenger RNA. RefSeq names its product mediator complex subunit 4 (gene med4). Gene Ontology annotation, biological process: regulation of transcription by RNA polymerase II. Gene Ontology annotation, cellular component: core mediator complex; mediator complex. Gene Ontology annotation, molecular function: transcription coregulator activity. Lineage: Eukaryota; Metazoa; Chordata; Actinopteri; Syngnathiformes; Syngnathidae. The record is from RefSeq and is a predicted model, not a curated record.
CGGGUCUGAUCACGUGAUUGAGGGAGAAAGCCGUAGUGUUGUUCGUUUCGCUUCCGGUUUACUGCGGAUGUGGCACGGGCAAAGAUGGCGGCCACAGCGACGGAGAAAGCAACAAAAGAGCGUCUAUUGUGUGUUUUAGACGAUUUGGAGGUUUUAUCACGGGAGCUCAUUGAAAUGUUGGCUUUGUCCCGAAGUCAGAAACUUCCCCAACCUGGAGAGGACAUUCAGAUCCUGGACCUGCUGGUGCAGCGGGACCGGGAGUUCCAGGAGCUGAUGGAGGUGGCCCAGCAGCAGGGUAAGGUGCACCAGGAGAUGCAGCUCCUGGAGAAGGAGGUGGAGAAGCGGGACAGUGACAUCCAGCAGCUCCAGAAGCAGCUGAAGGAGGCUGAACACAUUCUGGCGACAGCAGUUUACCAGGCCAAAGAGAAGCUCAAGUCCAUUGAGAGGGCCAAGAAAGGAAGCAUCUCCUCGGAGGAAAUCAUCAAGUACGCUCACAGGAUCAGCGCCAGCAACGCUGUGUGCGCCCCCCUCAACUGGCUCCCAGGUGACCCGAGGCGACCGUACCCCACUGACCUGGAGAUGCGCAGUGGGAUGUUGGGUCACAUGACCAACCUGCCCACCAAUGGGGUGAAUGGCCACCUGCCAGGUGAUGCUCUGGCUGCAGGGAGGUUGCCAGACGUGCUGACCCCCCACUACCCUUGGCAGUCAUCAGACCUUCCUGUGGGCAUGCUGCCUCCUCACCAUGGCAACGACAUGCUGCCUCCUCACCAUGGCAACGACAUGCUGCCUCCUCACCAUGGCAACGACUUUGGUCUGGAGCCUCCGGGACACAACAAGGAGAACGAGGACGACGUGGAGGCCAUGUCCACUGACUCUUCUAGUAGUAGUAGUGACUCUGACUGAUGUGUGUGUGUGAGUGAGUGAGUGAGUGAGUGUAGGCCAUGUCCACUGACUCUUCUAGUAGAAGUACUGACUCUGACUGGUGUGUGUGUGUGUGUGUGUGUGUGUGUGUGUGUGUGUGUGUGUGUGUGUGUGUGUGUGUGUGUGUGUGUGUGUGUGUGUGUGUGUGUGUGUGUGUGUGUGUGUGUGUGUGUGUGUGUGUGUGUGUGUGUGUGUGUGUGUGUGUGUGUGCACUUAUCUUGUAAAUAAAAUGUUUGAAGUUGA